CAUAACCGCAGCAUGGUACAAUUGCCUUUUGGACAAAGCUGAGCAGGAUUUGAAGCGAAUACAGAGAGAGAUCCAGAGGGACAUGAGGCUGCUGGACCCUCCCUGCCUCCACGAGCCUCUGUCUGUGUCCUGCGUCUGCAGCCCCUACCCACACCGAUGCUGUCUGCACCAGUGCGACCUCUGCCCCUGGGAGCGGAGGGCCCUCGCCGUCGUGCUGGACAUGGAGCAAGAACUGGACAGCAUACAAAGACGACUUAACAGGAUGUUGGACUUUUCCCAUGAUCACAAGAUUUUGGCUGUGAUGGACAUGGAGGGCUUUGACCCCAAGGAAGUCACUGUGAUCGUGAAAGACGGGAAGGUGAAGGUGUUAGCGGAGCAUGAGGAGGAGUACACCACCACAAGAGGGAAGGAGUACAGCUACCGAAACAUCAGGAGGGGGAUCAGCCUGCCACCAGGGGUGAGUGAGGACGAGGUGACCUACUCGCUGGGAUCCAACGACAUCAUGAAGAUCCAGACAGCACACAAGUGCAAACCUUCUCUCCUGAGCCACUGA
Mesitornis unicolor (brown roatelo) is the source of this 553-nucleotide messenger RNA. RefSeq names its product outer dense fiber of sperm tails 1 (gene ODF1). The record is from RefSeq and is a predicted model, not a curated record. Lineage: Eukaryota; Metazoa; Chordata; Aves; Mesitornithiformes; Mesitornithidae. The transcript is spliced from 2 exons. Gene Ontology annotation, cellular component: outer dense fiber. The annotation marks the transcript as partial.